This is a messenger RNA of Zingiber officinale, 780 nucleotides long. RefSeq lists its product as uncharacterized. Bases 1 to 780 code for a protein of 259 amino acids. The transcript is spliced from 2 exons. The record is from RefSeq and is a predicted model, not a curated record. NCBI's taxonomy places the organism in Eukaryota, Viridiplantae, Streptophyta, Magnoliopsida, Zingiberales, Zingiberaceae.
AUGACAGAAUUUGAGAUGAGUGAUUUGGGUCUUCUCUCCUACUACUUGGGGAUCGAAGUGGAGCAACAGAAGAGCAGAAUUUUACUUAGGCAAUCAGCUUAUGCCAAGAAAAUUCUAUCUCAGUUCAAGAUGACAGACUGCAAUUCCACAAAGCAUCCAAUGGAACCCAAGACACAGUUGCAUAAAGACUUGGAAGGGACUCCAGUUGACGCCACAGAGUAUCGGCGCAUCAUUGGUUGUUUGGGAUAUCUGUUACACACACGGUCGGACCUGUCAUAUUCUGUCAGAAUGGCGAGCAGAUAUAUGGAGAGGCCUACAAUCAUGCAUCACAAGGUGGUCAAACAAAUUCUCAGGUAUUUGAAAGGUACAAUAUAUUUUGGCCUUGUUUAUAUAAAGGGACCCCCGGAAAUUGGUAUCUUCGGCUACUCGGACAGUGAUUUAGCCGGCGAUCUCGAUGGGAGGAAAAGCACAAGUGGAAUGACUUUCUAUUUUAACAAAAGUUUGGUAUCCUGGAAUUCACAGAAGCAGAAGACAGUAGCGCUUUCAUCUUGUGAGGCAGAGUUCAUGGCAGCCACAACUGCAGCCUACCAUGCUUUGUGGUUGAGGAGCCUUGCAAGCGAAUUAACAGAAGUAAAGCCAAAACCGGGACAGAUUGUGGUUGAAUUCGUUAAUACUGGAGAACAGCGAGCCGAUGUAUUAACUAAAGCAUUGCCAGGAGUGAAGUUAGCUGCCAUGCAACAACUACUCGGUGUUCGUGACUUAGAACCAUGUCAGGAUUAG